Gamsiella multidivaricata is the source of this 189-nucleotide messenger RNA. RefSeq lists its product as uncharacterized. The transcript has a single exon. Lineage: Eukaryota; Fungi; Mortierellomycota; Mortierellomycetes; Mortierellales; Mortierellaceae. The annotation marks the transcript as partial. The record is from RefSeq and is a predicted model, not a curated record. Gene Ontology annotation, biological process: intracellular copper ion homeostasis; copper ion transmembrane transport. Gene Ontology annotation, molecular function: copper ion transmembrane transporter activity. Gene Ontology annotation, cellular component: plasma membrane.
UCACCUUUAUUUCCCCUGCCGACCGCACAGCCCUUCAUCUGGCAAGCAGAAUUCUCUCGCGCGGUCUUGACCACCGCCGUCGUUGGAAUUGGAUACAUGCUCAUGCUCGUCGUCAUGACCUACAACUCUGGGUACUUUGGUGUCAUCCUCGCGGGGAUCUUUGUUGGUGAGGUCUAUUUCGGACGCUGG